AUGGUUGAAUUCACAUUAUCUCAUCCAAACAGUUCAACUACAUCACUUCCUAAUCAUCAACAUCAUCGUGCCAUGAUGACAUCACAAUCAUCAUUCCAAUCCACAAGUACCUCAAAUCAUGAUGAUUUAGAAUUGGGUCAUCGACCACAAUUAAGAGUUGCAGAGAGUGAAAUAUUUGAUCAACAUUUAUAUCCACCCAAUGAUGAUUCAUCCUCUGCUGAUCAUUCACCUACUCCGACUACCUUAGUGGAUGGUGAUGAUCAACCUACAAGAUUAUUAAAUGGUACAUCUAUUAAUACUACUAAUACUACUAAUACUGCCACUGGUGGUGGUUGUGCUUCUACUACUAUAAAGUCAUCAACAAAUAAUUAUGGUAGUACUACUAAUAGUACUUCUAAUGUUAUUAAGAAUGUUAAUAAUACCAAUACUACCAAUGGUAACUCUACUACUCUUACUACAAAGGGACGUUCAUCAUCCAUUGCUAAACAACAACCAGCAACACCACUCACUAGAAAAGCAGCUAUUAAACAAUAUUUCCAAAGAAAAUAUUUAAGUUUUGAACAUCAUUUAGUUUCACGUUCAGCUAAACAUAGAGAUUCUGAAUAUAGAUCUCAAUUAGAAUUAAUUACUGCCAUUGAUGAACAUUGUGAUAGUGUACUACAUACUUAUAGUAGUUUUAGAAUGUUUAUAUUAUCAUUGAUGGGUGGUAUUUAUGUUUCUAUUGCAACCUUAUUGACAGGUUUAAUUUCAUCUGAUAUAUCAAGUAAGGCUAUGCAAAAAUUCAUGACUGGUAUUGCAUUUGUUGGUGGUUUUACAAUGAUUAUAUUUAGUAAGAGUAUUCUAUUUACAGAAGUUAAUAUAUCUGUUAGUGUUCAUUUAUUUAAAAAUGAUUUAAUUGGUAUUAUUAGAAGAAGUGUCUAUUGGGUUAUUAAGGGAAUAUUCAGUUGUUUUAAAAAUCAUUUACAUAUUAAAAUUAGAAGACCACAUAAGAGUAUUAAAUUAAUUACACUUUUAAAUUCUAUUAAAUUAUGGAGUAUUUCCAUAGUUGGGAAUAUAUUAGGUACAGUGAUGAUGUCAGCAGUAUUAGGAGCAUGUUUCUCAUGGUAUGACAGUCAAUCUAUGGUACAAUAUUUGAGUGCAUUAACUAAACACAAAUUAGAUAUUUUCAUUGAAAGAGGUGCAAGUGGAUGGUUUAGUUGUUUAUUAAGUGGAAUGGUUGCUAAUUUCAUGAUUGGUGUUGCUUCUUUAUUAUGUACUGCUGGUACUACUAUUAUUGGAAAGAUUUUAGCUUUAUUCUUCCCUAUUAUUGCUUUUGCUGCAUUGGGUGUACAACAUGCACCUGCUAAUGUUGGAUAUUUCUCACAUAUUUUCAUUUGGGAUUCCAUGUAUGGUAAUACUACUAAUUUAACAAUUACACCUGAAAUUAAUUAUGUUAUGAAUUCAGUUGAAUGGUAUGAUGGUUUAGCAUGGAAUUUAAUUCCAGCUGCAAUUGGUAAUGCUUUGGGUGGUUUCUUCUUGGCAUUUGUUUUUGUUUUUGUUUUUAUUAAAUAA
Molecule: messenger RNA, 1551 nt
Organism: Naegleria gruberi
Lineage: Eukaryota; Heterolobosea; Eutetramitea; Acrasida; Naegleriidae
Exons: 2
Coding region: 1-1551 (516 amino acids)
Biological process (GO): transmembrane transport; formate transport
Cellular component (GO): membrane
Molecular function (GO): formate transmembrane transporter activity
Source: RefSeq, a predicted model, not a curated record